Motacilla alba alba is the source of this 4428-nucleotide messenger RNA. RefSeq names its product Zic family member 4 (gene ZIC4). The record is from RefSeq and is a predicted model, not a curated record. Gene Ontology annotation, cellular component: nucleus. Gene Ontology annotation, molecular function: DNA-binding transcription factor activity, RNA polymerase II-specific; RNA polymerase II cis-regulatory region sequence-specific DNA binding. Lineage: Eukaryota; Metazoa; Chordata; Aves; Passeriformes; Motacillidae. Gene Ontology annotation, biological process: regulation of transcription by RNA polymerase II; central nervous system development. The transcript is spliced from 3 exons. Bases 41 to 1567 code for a protein of 508 amino acids.
CUCCUCCCGCUGUCAGGUGGCUUUUUAGCGUUAGAAGCUAAUGAGCGUGGAUGCUCUGGGGAUCCCGGGGAUGGACCCUGCUGCUCUCUCAAGGCGGAACACGGCGCUCAGAUUAGUUGACUUGGCGGGGGCUCCUCGCCGCCAUCACCACCCCCCUCAGAGCAUGACAGGCUUCCCGGGCGUCGCCGGGCACCCCCACGCCACGGCGCCCACGCAGCCGGGGGAACACGCCGCCGAGUCCCGCCUCGGGCCGCAGCAGCUCCGGCCAGAACACAUGGGGCACCGCCACCAUCCUCAUCCUUCUCCUCAGCAUCACCCCGCGGCCCUUAAGAUCAGCCCUGCCCCUCAUCCCCACCACCAGCUCCACCACUACCAUCAUCAUCAUCAUCAUCAUCAUCAUCAUCAUCAGGCAGGCCAAGCCGAGGUGGUCUCUAGUCAAACGGCAGCGUUUGGCCCGGCGCAGUCACCAGCAGCCCCCUACCCCGUGUCUCACCCAGCCCAGGCUCUGGCAGCAGGUAGGGACUUCUUCAUACGCAGAGACCUGCCGGCCCCACUCAUGCCAGGGCUGACCGAGCAGCACCCCGCUGCAAGUUCUCACCACGGACUGUUUGUCUCAACAACAGGUAGCUACCCUGGACACCAUGGUCACCAGCACCACCACUCAGAAGCUGGGAAUCCCUCUCUGUUCACUGGACUCCAUGAGCAGCCUCCCCAUGCAGCUCCAGGUGGCCAUCUAAACGGACAGCUCAGACUGGGGUUACCUGGAGAAAUGUACGCCAGGUCUGAACAUUUCACUCAAGUACCAGCCUCCAGGACAGAUCAUUUUGCUGCUUCUUCGCUUCAUAACUACGGUGGUAUGAAUCUGAACGUGAACCUGGCUCCACACCACGGCCCGGGUGCCUUCUUUCGUUACAUGAGGCAGCCCAUCAAACAGGAACUCAUCUGUAAGUGGAUUGAGUUGGACCAGACUCCCAAAAAAUUAUGCUCGAAAACUUUCAGCACGAUGCACGAGCUGGUGACUCAUGUCACGGUGGAGCACGUUGGAGGACCCGAGCAGUCCAAUCACAUAUGUUUCUGGGAAGAGUGUCCAAGAGAAGGGAAACCUUUCAAGGCCAAAUAUAAACUUGUAAAUCACAUCAGAGUCCACACAGGUGAAAAACCUUUCCCCUGCCCUUUCCCAGGCUGUGGCAAAGUGUUUGCCAGAUCAGAGAAUCUCAAAAUACACAAAAGAACUCAUACAGGGGAGAAGCCGUUCAAAUGUGAAUUCGAGGGCUGUGACAGGCGCUUCGCCAACAGCAGCGACAGGAAGAAGCACUCGCAUGUCCACACCAGCGACAAGCCCUACAACUGCAAAGUGAGAGGCUGCGACAAGUCCUACACCCACCCCAGCUCCCUGAGAAAACACAUGAAAGUGCACUGCAAAUCCCCUCCUCCCAGCUCCGGCUACGAGUCCUCCACGCCCUCCUUGGUGUCCCCCUCCUCGGACUCCGGCCGGGAGCCCCCCGCCUCCUGCUCCCACGCUGAGCCCUCCGCGCCCGCGCAGCCCGCCGCCAACCUGAGCGAAUGAUGUCUACCCCGUUGCUCUCAAGGUAAUCUAGACAGACGCAGCUGAAAGCCUGAAUCUUAUGCCUUAGACAUCAAAGCAAGCUCGCACAAAGAAGUAUUUCUUCACAACGGUGAAUCUUCAUGGUAAGUUAGGAUUUCUAUGGCAAUAGGCAAGUCAUACUUAAAUAGUGAAAGGCGAAGUCUGGAGCCCGUCCAGUCUUUUCAUUAAGGACAUAAUAUUUACGUCUAACAGCCCCUUUUUCUUGUGUAUACAAGUAUAUAUUUUUGUUUGACGCGAACUAAAUCAUUUUCAUUUAAUUUCCGGUAAACAAAACCCACGCGAACAGGGCACUUGUUCCAGACCAUAAUAAAAAUGGAUAAGACUGUCAGGAAGAAAAGGCCCGCUUGAACCGUCGCCUCGGCUCACUUUUGUUUCUGCUUUCUGCCAGGAUCAGAGAAUGCAUUUGGGAUUUGAGGGCAAGUUUCUAAAGGCAAGGAAAUGGUUUUUAAGGGGGGAAAGAAAAGGAGAAAGGUCUAAUCAAGCUCGGGUUGUUCAAAGGGCCUGAUUUUGGGGUUGAAAGUGUGAGUUUUAUGGUGCAUCAGCAUGCCACGUUAGGAUCGCUAUGGUAAUGAGGAGAGCAAUAGCAAGCGGCCUUCAAAGGAGGCACACUCCAUUUGAGACAGUCUAUUAAGAUACAUUUGCACUGACCUUUGGUUUCAUGCUAGCUUAAUACACUCAAUCUGCUCCCCGCUAGAGAUAGACUUCCUCCACCUAAUGCACUUCGGCGGAGCUGGGUUUUGCUGGGCUUCGCCCUCCCCCCGAGGCGCGCUCCGUUCCGACGCUGUAGCCCCGGUCUCCUUCUCCCCAAAGUAAGGGACUGCCAGCCCCCCAAGCUCGGCAGGAGCUCCCGCCCGCUGUCCCCAGCCUUUCCGACCAGCUUCUAGCAGCAAAAACUGGCCACAAAGCCUGAGGAUUACUUCCCUUCCUCCCCACCAAACGUGGGAGAGGAAGAUAGGAUGAAGACUGGAAGAUCCCCCUCCUUGGGCUGCCCCUGUCUCGGGGAGUAGGUGUCCCGAUGGAAAUCCCCCAGGAGAUGGAGAGCGGGGUGAGCUCCGGGGGGAGAUGGCCGUACCCCCUUCUCACUCCGCCCGGCCCCGCUGUCGCUGCGUAGCAGCGAGCGGAGGUUCCGUGGUGCGGGGGAACUUGACACCCGCAUGGCCGGGGCCAUGGGCGCUGGGCCAUGGGCCCGGGAAAGUUAGAAGUCCAUGUUCCAGUAAUUGUCUUGUUGUUUAUUUUAUCCAAGUACCCUAGUGAAUAGGGGAAAAAUAAACACGGGGAAAAAAAAUUCAAACAGUUGAGUCGUCUUUAGUGCCAGCCCUUGUGGUUGAAUAAAAAGGAUGGUCCAAUUUCUAUUGAGCUGAGAAAUCUUUGAAGUGGGAGUUAUUAUCUGAGAAAUUCCUGCUCGUCGUCCUAACAACGCUGAUGAAACGUAAAAGGUUCUUUGUCAGCGAUUUGUUCUCCUCUCUGUCAAACUCACCCUGCCCGUUAGCUUUAAACCGUUUCUAAAGAGAUAAAAUCAAACUUUUAAAGAUAACUUUAGGGGCCCAGAGGGUGCAGAAAAUACCAAACUAUCGAAUCCUGUGUAUAGACAUACAUCUGGAUAUAUGUGGCUGUGUCUGCGUGAAACUCUGACUGUGUACAGAUGUCCAUGGAUGUCUGUAUGACCUUACAGUUCAAAAGUUGAAAUGAUGUCCAUUGUUUUUGUAUUUCAUCCUCCAAACUUUUCCGUCUAAUAAAUUAUUCCUACACACACACUGCACGGAAUGCGAUUCUUGGGCGAAGGCAGAAACGUUGGGUUUCAUUAACACCACUUUGUGACCAACAAAUGUUUUCUUUCCAGUAGAGUGAAAGCAAGAGCGUAGACAUAGAGUAAAUUCUUUGAUCAUUUAACAGUCCGAAUACCUAUCAAGCAUGUAUAUACUGCAAUGUAUCGAAGUUGUUAACGCAUUCAAAGUGAUGGCUUCCAUAUGCUCUCAUGUUUUAUUGUCUGUACGUGUAACGAUAGUCAAACUGCAUCCCUUUUGUAUCUUCAUUUUAUAAACAUUAUGGUAUUGUACUGAAAUGAUUCCCUGAUCAAGUUUUAUUUAGUAGUUUCUCAUUGGAUAUCAUGCAGUGCCCUGUUCGGAAUAUGAAUUCAUUGAAGCUGUACUCAUCAGUGUACUUCUGUUUUGGUUGUUAAAGAAUUAUCUGAGCCCAAUCCUGCCAUUCUAAGCCAAACCAUUAAUAUAAUGGGACCUUUUCUGAGUAAAGACAGAGUCAAAUUACAGUGGAGUGGGUAUUACUAUUAUUAUUGUUGUUAUUAUUUUUUUGUCUUGUUAUAUUUAUGGGGAAAUCUAGCACAUUCUUUGUGAACUGUACAGAGAAGAAGCCUCUGAAAAAUGUAGCGUGCAGAAAAACAUUUACAAUGUUGGUAUACUGUAUCUCUUUCCAGACUUCUUAUGUUCCUUAUUUUUCUUUAUCCCAUGUUUGACAAUGAAGGAGUGUUCUGUUGUGUGCUUGAACAUACUAUUUAUUUUUAAUACUUGGAUUUUUUUUACAAUAAAUAUUUAUAAGCAUUUCAUUUCUAUGGUUAUUUUUACAAAUGUGCACUUUUAAAUUAUGUGUUUGUACUGAUGAUACCGAGCCAUUCCUAAAACACUGUGUAAUCAACCUUCUCUUUCUGUUGGUUUUUAUAUCAGUUGAAAAAAAAAUUGCCCAAACCUGUGUACUAUUAAUGUGGUGUACAAUCAAGUAUUAAUGAGUGUUUUUUGUUGGUCUUUAACCUUUUUUAAUGUUAAUCGUUUUAGGUUGGCAUUUCCAUUAAAAGAACAGAACAAAACAAA